Messenger RNA from Magnolia sinica, 929 nucleotides. Its product is annotated as E3 ubiquitin-protein ligase SIRP1-like. NCBI's taxonomy places the organism in Eukaryota, Viridiplantae, Streptophyta, Magnoliopsida, Magnoliales, Magnoliaceae. Gene Ontology annotation, molecular function: ubiquitin protein ligase activity. The record is from RefSeq and is a predicted model, not a curated record. The transcript has 2 exons. Bases 334 to 798 code for a protein of 154 amino acids. Gene Ontology annotation, biological process: ubiquitin-dependent protein catabolic process.
CGAAAUCCGUGAUAUUUCCGUGAAAUUUCGUAAUUUCCUUAAACAUCCAGGGGUAGACAAGGACCGCUGGCCUUGACGUUUCUUGGUAGUAAGAAAAUGGCAUUUUCGUUAUAUUCUCAACAUUUAGGGUUAAAUUCACUAGUAGAACACCUUAUUAGGUGAGAGAGAGAAGCUCAUUUCCCGAAGAAACGUUGUAGCUGAUUGGCCGCGCUACCUGCGUACGUUAGAAGAGAACCCCACUGUAAACGGAAGAAAAACCAGUUCUCGGAUUUUCUUUUCUAUCUUUAAUCGAUUCCUGCGAGAAGAGAAUCAGGUGCGCAAGUUAGCAAAACGAUGGCGGGAAUGCUACCUGGAGUGGAGGUGGCCCGAAAGAGAAGGAUCCACCAUCACCAUCUCGACGACAACACGCGCGAGCCUUGUUUUCUGCGUUCACGUAUCGCACCGUCGACAACGACGGCCAUGGACGAAACUGCCCUCAAAGCCCGUACGAGGCUCGAAGAAAAGCUCCGAGGCAUUGGUUACAGAUGGAGUAAAAACCAGCCUAGCAAAGAUGGAGAGUCAGGCCAUGCAGCCGGUGCAAGCAAAGCUGGUGUGGACGUGGUGAGAAUGGAAAUGGCGAUUCAUGUGGACAGAAGGAAUUCAGAGAAAGUGGUGUGUGCUGUUUGCCUGGAUGAGAUCCGGGCCAGACAGAUGGUGAUAAACCUCCCAUGUUCCCACACCUACCACUCUCAUUGCCUUCUACCAUGGCUCAAUGUUCAUUCACAUUGCCCUUACUGUAGGACCAAUGUUCAAUCUUGAUAUUUUGUUAAUGUGCUGGUCCAUUUCUUUUGAUGGGUUGAUUUUAUUAGUCGACCAUCGAGGUUUCAUGGCACCCUCUUUGACUGUAUCCUUAUUCUAUUAUACUUUCAAUAUAUGUCUUAUUCUUUUUA